Messenger RNA from Ixodes scapularis (black-legged tick), 1152 nucleotides. Its product is annotated as enoyl-CoA hydratase domain-containing protein 3, mitochondrial. The record is from RefSeq and is a predicted model, not a curated record. Gene Ontology annotation, cellular component: mitochondrion. The transcript has a single exon. The coding region runs from base 184 to 1083 and encodes 299 amino acids. Gene Ontology annotation, molecular function: hydro-lyase activity. NCBI's taxonomy places the organism in Eukaryota, Metazoa, Arthropoda, Arachnida, Ixodida, Ixodidae.
AGCCAAGCAAAGCCAAAGACGCGGUGGGGGUGGGCAGUCUUUGCUGGCCGGAUGUAGAUAGGUAGUAGAUUGCGAGCAUUGGGCUUGCUGGCCUACGGGUGCUGUGUGCUUGUUUUAUUGGGGGGUGUCACGAUAUAAAAAAAGACUGCAUUGUUUAUUUGUACAGAGCCUGAAAAUAUAGUGAUGCAGGCCUGCAAUUGGACCGUACGGGGCCUGCGUGCGCUGCGUGUCAAGCCACGAGCAUGCCUGGGCAGAUCGGCGAAACCAUUGCAUACCAGCGCCAACCUUCGUAGCAGCGAUCUCGUCUCCGUUCAUGACGAAGACGGCGCCCACCACAUUACCCUCAACAACCCGAAGAAGCGAAACGUGCUUUCGCUGGCGAUGUUGAAGCGUCUGGACGAAUGCUUCGAAAGCGCCCAGACAAACGACGCGCUGCGUUGCAUCGUCCUUUCCAGCACUGGUCCCGUCUUCAGCUCGGGACACGACCUCAAAGAACUCAAAAUCGAAUCGGGAACGGCUCAACAAGAGGAAAUCUUCGCACUUUGCACCAAGGUGAUGUCCGCGAUCGAGAAACUGCCCGUCCCCGUCAUAGCACAAGUCGAUGGACUCGCCGCGGCCGCGGGCUGCCAGCUGGUCGCCUCCUGCGAUAUCGCCCUGGCGUCCGACAAGGCGACUUUUUCGCUUCCCGGAGCUUCGUUCGGUCUCUUCUGCUCGACACCGGGCAUUCCCGUGGCUCGCUGCGUGCCGCAAAAGGUGUCUGCGUAUAUGCUGCUCACGGGAAGGCCGAUCAGCGCUCGGGAGGCCCUGGUCAGCGGUUUGGUCAGCAGAGUGGUCCCGUCCGACGCGUUACAGGAGGAGACCGAGCAAGUGGUCGAAGCGAUCAAGUCGAAAAGCCGAGCCGUCAUGGCGCUGGGAAAGCGGUUUUACUACCGGCAGAUGCGGCUUAGCAUAGUUCAAGCUUACGCGGAAGGGGAGAAAGUGAUGGUAGAUAAUCUUCGCUACAGGGAUUCGCAGGAAGGGAUCGCAGCCUUUGCGGAGAAGAGAAAGCCCGUCUGGGAGCAUACCGACCGCAAGAUCGGCUGAACCGCGUUGGUGUUCCCCUGCUGACCUGCUGAUGGAGUGCAAAAUAAAGCUUGAGGAAUUUUAUUCGGA